Puntigrus tetrazona (Sumatra barb) is the source of this 4160-nucleotide messenger RNA. Its product is annotated as kinesin-like protein KIF19. Lineage: Eukaryota; Metazoa; Chordata; Actinopteri; Cypriniformes; Cyprinidae. The transcript has 21 exons. The record is from RefSeq and is a predicted model, not a curated record. Gene Ontology annotation, biological process: microtubule-based movement. The coding region runs from base 599 to 3586 and encodes 995 amino acids. Gene Ontology annotation, molecular function: microtubule binding; microtubule motor activity; ATP binding.
AAAAACAUUUAAAAAAAGUACAGAAUAAAAUAAACCAAGAGAGCACAUGCUCUCAUAAAAACUCAUAAAACGACAAAAUAUAUUAAUUGGGCAGACUCGUUUUUGGCGCAAAAACCUGCCAGUGUAUCCGAGUGUGUACUUCUCUCCAUAGCAACAGUAACAGCUUCCUCGCGCCAGACUGGUUGACUGGUAUAAAGAGGCACAACGCAACGGUUCAACCUUUUUUAACCUCGUUUACUCUUAAGUAAAUAUGAGGAUUGCUAUGGUUUGGACCGAUGAAAAUACAGUUUUAGCUUCUCUUGAGAGCGUGGGUUGGCGCAGUCCCAGCAUGGCAGGCGCGAGUCGGUUAGUUUGACACCUCCAGGGGUUUUUAUCACCGUUAACAACAGUCCGCUGGUGACUUCAGGACCUCCACAGGGGCCAGCACACAGUCCUGCCUCAGAAUGAGAUUACCCAGCCACCAAGAAGAUUAACUAGCCCACGGUAAAUCACCAGUAGGCUACACUCUAGCGUGGCUCUAGCCGAGGAGUAUUUUCAUCUUGUCUGUUAAAACUUGCUUUGAUACAGUACAAGGUUGGAGUAAUUUGGCAAUAAAAGGAUGAAGGAUUUGCCAGGAGAGUGGAAAGACCAUCAGCUCACGGUUGCUCUGCGCAUCCGACCACUGAAUGAUGCAGAGAUCGAGGAGGGUGCAACCACAGUGGCUCACAAGAUUGACAGUCAGAUGGUGGUGUUGAUGGACCCCUGUGAAGACUCCGACAAUGUCCUGAGGGCCAACCGUUCACGUGAAAAAACAUACAUGUUUGAUGUGGCGUUCGAUUAUACUGCCACCCAGGAGGAUGUUUAUGUGGCGACAACAAAAAAUCUAAUUGAUGGAGUGAUUGCUGGUUACAAUGCCACAGUCUUUGCAUAUGGACCUACAGGGGCUGGGAAGACGCACACUAUGUUAGGGUUAGAUUCUGAGCCGGGCAUCUACAUCCGAACACUUAAUGAUCUCUUCAGUGCCAUUGAAGACAGCACUGAAGAUUUGGAUUGCAGUGUUUAUAUGUCAUAUAUAGAGAUUUAUAAUGAGAUGAUCAGAGAUCUGUUAAAUCCAUCCUCUGGAUACCUUGAGCUGCGUGAGGAUGCUAAAGGCGAAAUACGAAUUGCAGGCAUCACUGAAUUUUCUACAUGUAAUGCCAAAGAGAUAAUGACUCUUUUGACCAAAGGGAAUAAACAGAGGACCCAGGAGUCGACAGCUGCUAACAAAACAUCAUCUCGCUCUCAUGCUAUUCUUCAGGUGACAGUCAAGCAAAAGAGCCGUGUAAAGGAUAUCAACGAGGAGGUCAGGGUGGGAAAGCUAUUCAUGGUAGACUUGGCAGGAACUGAGCGAGCAUCACAGACUCAAAACAGAGGAAAGAGAAUGAAGGAAGGAGCACAUAUAAAUCGUUCCCUGUUAGCUCUGGCCAACUGCAUCAAUGCCUUGAGUGAAAAGAGUGGGAAAGGAGCUCAGUUUGUCAACUACAGAGACAGCAAACUCACUCGACUUCUUAAGGAUGCUUUAGGAGGAAACAGUCGCACAGUCAUGAUAACCCAUAUCAGUCCUGCCAGCUCCAACUUUGAAGAGUCAAGAAAUACUCUGGUUUAUGCCGACAAAGCCAAAAAUAUAAGAACCAAGGUGAAACGUAAUUUGAUGAAUAUUUCAUAUCACCUGGCUCAAUAUACACAUAUUAUUGCUGAUCUGCGAAGUGAAAUUGAGCGACUUCGUGCAAAGAUUGACCAACAGAGUCAAGAGCAGCAGAAAGGAGAGAAAGCAGACAUUCGUGAAAUUCAAGCCGAGGUGCAGCAGUAUAGUCAUGGCGAGAUGGCUUUACUGCAGGAGCAGCUCUUGUCUGCCUUCAGAGAGCAGAUGGAGAUCAGACGCAGCCUCAUGGAGCUGGAGAACUGCAAUAUGGAGCUCCAUAUAGACACAUCUAGACAUCUGAUCACCAUCUCAGAUUGGGAGCGUGAUCGAGCACGUGCCCAGCGAGGGAGAGAUGAUGUAAUUAGAGAGAAAACAGACAGAGACAAGGAGGAAGAGCAAGAGAGUGGACCAGAGGAGCCUCAGUAUGUCACAGCAGCUCGAGAGGAGAUCGGCCCACUUCUGGCUGAACAGAGAAAGACAAUGGAGCUCAAACGUGAAUUGGAAGAAAAAUUAUUGAACAUGAAACUGAAGUCAUCUAAGAUUGAGGAGUUGCUUCCUAAACGCAUAAGUAACCGUGAGCAGAGAGACAUUCUGACAUUGCUUUGUAAGGUUCAUGAGCUGGAACUUGAAAAAACUGAAAUCCAGUCGGCUGUUCUCUGCAAAGAAAAUGUUCUCCGAACAAAAGACUUCAUCAUUCAGCGCCACGAGCAGCAGCGGACGCUCUGUGAUGACAUUAUACACCAGCAGAAGGCUCUGAUCGAAGAUCAAGGACUUUGUGUACCUGAGGAAUUACAAGAGCUUUAUUCACUCUACUUUAGUGAAUUAAGUGAUGGAAAUAUCGACCAAAUACUCAGCCUUCAUACUUUUACCACAAAUCCCAGAGCUGAUAACUCUCUCAUGAUUAUGGCCGGUCAAGUGAGACUUGAUGUGAUCUCCGAUUUAGAAGAGACAGAUAAAACACAGCAGAAUAAGAAGUUCAGUCCUUUGGAUAAACACCCCCGUGAUUCUUCUUCCUCUGGGUUGGAUUAUGACAGUGACAAUAACAAAGUUUUCAAAUCACCAUCUAAACUUAAGCCACAGAGACGGCACCACUUAUCUUCUAGCAGAACCAUUUCAAUGAAGGUGUGUGCUGUUAAGGAUUCGACUCCUGUAUGUCCUAGUGAAGCUGUGAGUCCAGACACUCUGAGGGAAAUUGUAAGUGACACCAAGAGCAUUUCAGUCAUUGCAGCAAAACGUCGCUCACAUCUAGUGAAGGAGACCAACUCCAGAGCGGCCGGUCCGGCUUUGGCCGCAGGGCUCAAGUCCUCAGUGAGCAUGGACAGUCUGGUUUCAACUUUGGCAGACGAGUCGACUGAGGUCAAAAGAAACCCUCCAAGACAUGGAGGCAGGUCCCAGUCAAAACAGGACUUAAAGACAUCGGAGGGCAGAAUGGAGAGACAGCAGCGCAAGAAACGGUCCAGAUCUUUUGAAGCAAGCAAAAGGCAGGUACAAAAACCAAGACAGAACCUUUCCAGAUAUCCAGCUUUGGAGAGUAUCUCAGACAACCGGCUUAUGAGACCAGCUUUAAACGUGAUCCAGCCACUCAACAGUAGUGCUGGAAACCCUUCAACACCACCUGUAGCUAAAGUCAAAAACCCCAGCACUCGCUUUACAGGAGAAGUGCAACUUGGGAAGUUAGAGAUCAGGGGAAUGCCACCCAGUACCAUCCAUCAAAAACAAUCAGAUAUCAAACGAGGAGGACAGGCGACCUACAAACGACAGCGAGGCCCAGGAGAUGUUUCUUACUCCAGCAAUCUCCUACAGCAGCCAGGCAAUUACAAGAAGUCCACAAACGAAAAUCCUAGACAAAAAGGAAUGGCUGAUGUUAACAGAAAGAAUGAAGCACAGCAAAAAAACAAAUAUACCGUAAAAAAGUCACAUGUCUGAGUUUUUUUUUAAUUCUUGUACAAGGGAAUAUUAUCUUUUUUUUUGCUCUAAAAUGUACAGAUGAGACUACGCUGAUUUUAAUGUUGUUUGAGAAUUAUCGUGUGUUGAAAAUCUUGUAAUUCAAAAAUGUUAAAUAUAAAUUGUAUACAGUUUGUCUGCUUUGAAACUGACAAUACAAAAAUAUUUUGACAAUUCACAUUUUAAGCAAAUUUAUUUGAAAAAAGCAAAGCAUUGAAAUGAUCACGAUGUAACACUUUUUUUAAGGUGUGAUAAUACAGAGUAAUUACCUAGCAAGUACUUAGUAGUAGCAAAUGUACAUGAAACAAAAUGUACUGGCCAUGUAACUAAGUUAUGGAACAGUUUGCACUUACAGUUUGUCAUUAUGUAGAUGUCGGCUGCAGACAAACCAAAAGAUUGUUGCAUAUGUGUUGCAGACUUUAUACAAUGUAAUUAUAAAUUGCACAGAAAUAAGCUAUUUAAAAUAAAGUGUGUCAAGAUUGUACUUAAGUGUAUUUCUUGUGUAUCUAUACUGUAAACCUUCUACUGUAGUCUAGCUGCACCUUAGUUAGAUUUA